AUGAGCAGACGAGGGGCGGCGAUUGCGGUGUCCCAGUCUCUCGGCUACCUCGUUUCUCCAAAGGCCAGAAGCGGCCGCGCCCAUCUGCUUCCCCCGUCUGCGCUGGGGCACCGCCUCUACUUCUUCAGCAGCAGCUGCGCCGACGACGAUCUCUCUGGUUUGAAUGAGGCCGACUUCGCCUUCCCACCGGAGGGACGGCGGCUCAGGCGACAUGGGCAGUGCCAAGGGGGCUUGUCGGCCAAGGACUUCGCCUUUCUGCACGAUACUGUUAAGGACGUCGGGGGGAAGGCCUCCAGAUCCCCGUCCAUUGAUCCAGGAGGCUCGAGGGAGGCCGCCAUUGCCAUUUCCGAGGUUAUCAGGUCCGCGCGCGACGUGUUCGACGAUAAGACCCAGAGCUUUCUCCGCCAAUUCAGAGGAAAGCUCGACGGGCCUUUGGUGUCUGAGGUUCUAAGACUUGUUGAGGAUCCUGAAUUGGCGGUAAGAUUCUUCAUAUGGGCUGGUCGGCAGAUUGGGUACCAACAUAACCAUGGUACCUGCGAAUUGCUGUUGGAGAUAUUAGGAUCCCGGAGAAGCAGUAGAAUCCCUGAAAAAUUUCUCAGGGAAGUGGGAGAAGACGACAGAGAAGUCCUCGGCAGGCUGCUCAAUGUUCUAGUCCUCAAGUGUUGUAGGAGAGGACUCUGGAAUGAAGCCCUGGAGGAACUGGGGAGGCUCAAGGACUGGGGGUAUAAGCCCACAAGGACGACAUAUAACGCCCUGAUUCAGGUCCUUUUGAAGGCCGAAAGGUUAGAUUCAGCUUUCCUGGUUCACUUGGAGAUGUCGAGGUCGGGUUUGUUCAUGGACAGCGUAACUAUGGGUUAUUUUGCCUGCUCUCUGUGCAAGGAGGGGAGGUGGGUCGAGGCUCUGAAUAUCAUAGAGAAGGAAGAUUUCACACCAGACACCGAUCUAUACACCAAAAUGAUCCAGGGGCUAGUUGAAGCUUCUCUAUUUGAGGAAGCUAUGGGCUUCUUGGACAGGAUGAGGUCCGUCUCAUGUCUCCCUAAUGUGGGGACUUACAGGACUCUGCUCUCGGGAUUCCUGAGAAAAGGGCAACUCGGUUGGUGUAAGAGGAUAAUUAAGAUGAUGAUGAUGGAAGGAUGCCAUCCCAGUUCAUCUUUAUUCAAUUCCCUUGUUCAUGCAUACUGCAGCUCGGGGGAUUACUCGUAUGCAUAUAAACUGUUUAAAAAAAUGUCUUCUUGUGCUUGUGGACCUGGCUACAUUACGUACAAUAUAUUCAUCGGAUCAAUUUGCAGCAGUGGCGAUUCACCAAGCUCUGAGAAGUUUGAAAUGGCGGAGAAAGCUUACAAGGAGAUGCUGGAUGCGGGCUUCGUGCUUAAUAAGGUAAAUGCCGGCAACUAUGCACAAUGCCUCUGUGCCUUUGGUAAGUUUCGAGCGGCCUUUUCGGUCAUCAAGGAGAUGAUGAACAAGGGAUUUGUGCCUGAUGCUGGCACCUAUGGAAGGGUGAUUGAAUUCCUCUGCCAGGCCCACAAGGUUGAGGAGGCCUUGCUCCUGUUUGAGGAGAUGAAGGAGAAUGGCGUUACUCCUGAUGUCUACACCUACACAAUCUUAAUUGACAGCUUCUGUAAGGUGGGCUUGAUUCAGCAGGCCCGGGAUUGGUUUGAUGGGAUGAUGAGAGAUGGCUGCACUCCAAAUGUGGUCACUUAUACUGCGCUUCUCCAUGGUUAUCUGAAGUCCAUGCGCUUGGUGGAGGCAAAUGAGCUCUUUCAGGCCAUGGUUAGUGCAGGAUGCGAGCCAAAUGUGGUCACUUACACCGCCCUUAUUGAUGGGCUUUGUAAAGCAGGCGAGAUUGAUAAGGCUUGCCAAGUUUAUACGAGGAUGAGGGGAAAUGGUGGUGUUAAGGGGGAUGAUGUAUUCGUUGGAGGCGAUGCCCACAAAAUAAAACCAAAUGUCUUCACCUACGGGGCUCUGGUUGAUGGUCUCUGCAAGGCCAACAAGGUAGCUGAGGCUCAUGAGCUCCUGGACGCCAUGUCCCUCUCUGGCUGUGAGCCAAAUCAUGAGGUCUAUGAUGCGCUAAUAGAUGGCUUCUGCAAGAUUGGGAAGCUGGACAAAGCCCAGGAGGUUUUCACAAAGAUGGCAGCCCGUGGAUACACCCCAAAUGUGUACACUUACAGCUCUUUGAUCGACAGGCUGUUCAAGGAUGGAAGGCUCGAUCUUGUGCUGAAGGUUCUGUCCAGCAUGUUGGAGGAGUCUUGCCCUCCAAACGUCGUCACCUACACUGAGAUGAUUGAUGGGCUCUGUAAAUUGGGGAAGGUUGAGGAGGCUCACAGGCUGCUGCUGAUGAUGGAGGAGAAAGGGUGUGACCCGAAUGUGGUAACCUAUACUGCCAUGAUCAACGGAUUUGGCAAAGCUGGUCUAGUCAAGAGGUCGCUCGAACUCCUGACCCAGAUGACUGCAAAGGGCUGUGCCCCCAAUUUUGUCACUUACAGGGUUCUGAUAAGCCAUUGCUGUGCUUCUGGGCUUCUGGACGAAGCCCGUGGAUUUCUAGAGGAGAUGAAGCAGACCCACUGGCCGAGAUAUGUGUCGGGGUACAAGAAGGUGAUCCAAGGAUUCAGCAGGGAGUUUCUCAGCCUGCAUGGGCUCAUGGAAGAGAUGCCGGCCAGUGGGCCCGUACCCCUUUUGCCUGCCUACUGCUUGCUCAUUGAUAGGCUUAACAAGGCUGGAAGGCUGGAGGCAGCCUUGGAGCUGCACAGGGAAUUGCUGAGCAGCUCGUCGAUUUAUACCGGUUAUAGAAAUAAGGAUUUAUAUUGUUCUUUGAUCGAAGCCCUCUGCAUGACAUUCAAGCUGGAGGAGGCUCUUCGAUUGUAUGCCGAGGUCACAAGGAGUGGUGCUGUUCCUGAAUUUUCGGUCUUCUUUGGGAUCAUCAAAGGGCUCUUUAUGGCCAACAAAUGGGACGAAGCUCUUCAAAUUUCUUACAGCUUAUGCUACAUGGUACGUUGCAACUCUCUCUCUCUCUCUCUACGUCUAACGUCUCUCUCAUAA
Spirodela intermedia is the source of this 3036-nucleotide messenger RNA. The record is from the annotation of a GenBank genome assembly. NCBI's taxonomy places the organism in Eukaryota, Viridiplantae, Streptophyta, Magnoliopsida, Alismatales, Araceae.